Messenger RNA from Mustela erminea (ermine), 3410 nucleotides. It is a transcript of the gene SEC14L1, whose product is annotated as SEC14 like lipid binding 1. Gene Ontology annotation, biological process: negative regulation of RIG-I signaling pathway. Gene Ontology annotation, cellular component: cytoplasm; cytosol. Lineage: Eukaryota; Metazoa; Chordata; Mammalia; Carnivora; Mustelidae. The transcript is spliced from 18 exons. Gene Ontology annotation, molecular function: RIG-I binding. The record is from RefSeq and is a predicted model, not a curated record. Bases 466 to 2637 code for a protein of 723 amino acids.
GAAUGGGUGUUAGAGCGUCUCCACCGAGCAUUCUGCUUUUCAAGUCGCCCCCAACCCCCGCAUCCCUUUUUAUGCCCUGUAACCAGCCUCCCCGUCUCCGGGAGAUGCUCUAAAGUUAAUUUUCCCCAUUUCAGAACUGUGCACCAGCCUGGGCCGGUUUGCAGAACGGAAUAGAACGUGGUCCCGGCGCAUCGGGACCGGCCAGUCCCAGACCCCGUAUUAGUGCCGGGCGGAGGGAGGCGCAGGACUCCGGAGUUUGGCUCUGAACGUUGUGAUUUCAGAGUUGGACGUUCUUCGAGAUUAUCUCACCCGAAACCUCAUUUUACAGAGCUAGCCUUUGGGCGCCUUGAGGAUAUUCCGUUUUGUAGGUUCGAAUAUUUUCUGACCGGAUUCAGCAUGAAGUGACAUCCUUAAUGAUUAUUCUCAGCAGGACAGGUGUGAGAGGAUUGCUAUUGUGUUACAAUCAUGGUGCAGAAAUACCAGUCACCGGUGAGGGUGUAUAAACACCCCUUUGAAUUAAUUAUGGCUGCCUAUGAAAGGAGGUUUCCUACAUGUCCUUUGAUCCCGAUGUUUGUGGACAGUGACACUGUGAAUGAGUUCAAGAGUGAAGAUGGGGCUAUUCACGUUAUAGAACGGCGCUGUAAGCUGGACAUAGACGCACCGAGGCUGCUUAAAAAGAUUGCGGGAGUUGAUUAUGUUUAUUUUGUCCAGAAAAACUCACUGAAUUCUCGGGAACGAACUUUGCACAUUGAGGCUCACAAUGAAACAUUUUCUAAUCGGGUCAUCAUCAAUGAGCACUGCUGCUACACCGUUCACCCGGAAAAUGAAGAUUGGACUUGUUUUGAACAGUCUGCAAGUUUAGAUAUUAAAUCUUUCUUUGGUUUUGAAAGUACAGUGGAAAAAAUUGCAAUGAAACAGUAUACCAGUAACAUUAAAAAAGGAAAGGAAAUCAUCGAAUACUAUCUUCGUCAGCUGGAAGAAGAAGGCAUAACGUUCGUGCCCCGCUGGACUCCGCCUUCCGUUGCCCCGUCCUCGGAGGCCUCCUCGUCGUGCAAGAAGCAGGCAGCGUCCUUAGCUGUUGUGGUUCCAGACGCUGCCCAGGCGGAGGGGCCGGGUAGCGAGGCCCUCGGCAGCCCCAGCGGGCCGCCCGAGCCCACGGCGGGGACCCCGGACGACAAACUAGACGCGGACUACAUCAAGAGGUACCUGGGUGAUUUGACCCCGCUACAGGAGAGCUGCCUGAUCCGACUUCGCCAGUGGCUCCAGGAGACCCAUAAGGGCAAAAUCCCGAAAGACGAGCAUAUUCUCCGGUUCCUACGUGCCCGGGACUUCAAUAUCGACAAAGCCAGAGAGAUCCUGUGUCAGUCCUUGACUUGGCGAAAGCAGCACCAGGUGGACUACAUUCUGGAGACCUGGAGCCCCCCGCAGGUCCUGCAGGACUACUACGCGGGGGGCUGGCACCACCACGACAAAGACGGGCGGCCGCUGUACGUGCUCCGGCUGGGGCAGAUGGACACCAAGGGCCUCGUGCGAGCCCUCGGGGAGGAGGCUCUGCUGCGCUACGUUCUCUCCAUAAACGAAGAAGGGCUGAGACGGUGUGAAGAAAAUACAAAAGUCUUUGGUCGACCCAUCAGCUCGUGGACCUGCCUGGUGGACCUGGAGGGGCUCAACAUGCGCCACCUGUGGAGACCCGGUGUCAAGGCCCUGCUGCGCAUCAUAGAGGUGGUGGAGGCCAACUACCCCGAGACGCUCGGCCGCCUCCUCAUCCUGCGCGCUCCCCGCGUCUUCCCGGUCCUCUGGACGCUGGUUAGUCCAUUCAUUGAUGACAACACCAGAAGGAAAUUCCUGAUUUAUGCAGGAAAUGACUACCAGGGUCCCGGAGGCCUGCUGGACUACAUCGAUAAAGAGAUCAUUCCAGAUUUCCUGAGCGGGGAGUGCAUGUGUGAGGUGCCCGAGGGCGGACUGGUCCCCAAGUCUCUGUACAGGACUGCGGAGGAGCUGGAGAACGAGGACCUCCGGCUCUGGACCGAGACCAUCUACCAGUCUGCAAGCGUCUUCAAAGGAGCCCCGCACGAGAUUCUCAUUCAGAUCGUGGAUGCCUCUUCAGUGAUCACUUGGGAUUUUGACGUGUGCAAAGGAGACAUCGUCUUCAACAUCUACCACUCCAAGAGGUCGCCCCAGCCCCCCAAGAAGGACUCCCUGGGGGCGCACAGCAUCACUUCCCCGGGAGGGAACAAUGUGCAGCUGAUAGACCGAGUCUGGCAGCUGGGCCGCGACUACAGCAUGGUGGAGUCGCCUCUGAUCUGCAGAGAAGGGGAGAGUGUGCAGGGCUCGCACGUGACCAGGUGGCCGGGCUUCUACAUCCUGCAGUGGAGGUUCCACAGCAUGCCCGCGUGCGCCGCCACCAACCUGCCGCGGGUGGACGACGUGCUGGCCUCCCUGCAGGUGUCGUCCCACAAGUGCAAAGUGAUGUACUACACCGAGGUGAUCGGCUCCGAGGACUUCCGAGGCUCUAUGACCAGCCUGGAGUCCAGCCACAGCGGGUUCUCCCAGCUGAGCGCCGCCACCACCUCCUCCAGCCAGUCUCAGUCCAGCUCCAUGAUUUCCAGACUCGAAGUCCCUCGAUACGAAGACUGAGUGACAGUGGGUCUGUUUGAAGGAAGCGGUGACCACAGGCCCCUGUGAACAGCAGGGUGAGUGCCUCACGCCAGAGUCACAAGGUCCGGGCUGGACGGCAGGUCAGCCAGCUCCCGUCACAGCCCCGCAGCCGGGGAACUCAGGAGCGGCCGUCCCCACGGCGUCCAGCGGGACCGCUCGCAUCUGCUCUCCGCUGUUGGCUGGGGGACCGGCCGACAGCCGACCGCGGCCCAGCUACAGCCGCCGAGAGACGGGGAGAGGGGAGAAGCCCCAGCAGAGACACCUGGAAGACACGCCCCACGCCCCGCAGCCGGUCUCCCCGGGGACUGGAGGGGUUUGUGGGGACGCACGCGCCAGCCUUUCUGAGCGGCCUCCCGAGACAGGGGCCCCUUCCUCUCCCGCCCAGACCGCCGUUCCCUGUGGCCCGGGUGCUGAGCCUCCUUCAGCAGCAAGUGGGGUGGGGACCGCACACCUCCAGGGGCGCUGCGGGCACCAUGGGCCGCUGUCUUCCCGCCGUAGGAGGCCUAGGAAAUUCGGACGGACUCAGUGCACGUCCCAGUUCCGGAGGAACCCAUCAGCACCCCCCGAUCCCCUACCCCUGCCUUCUCGCCCCUCUGCUGGGGCAGCCCUUGGGGGAUGAGGGCAAGAAGGAAGGGGCCAAUUCUUUCCCUUCCUGUUCUCUUACCUUCCCUAGAAAUUGCCUUUCCGCGUCCCUCCGUGUGCUGUGAGGAAGCGGGCAGUGGGAGGCCUGGGUCACACACAGGAGAGCUGGA